Zymoseptoria tritici IPO323 is the source of this 480-nucleotide messenger RNA. RefSeq lists its product as uncharacterized. NCBI's taxonomy places the organism in Eukaryota, Fungi, Ascomycota, Dothideomycetes, Mycosphaerellales, Mycosphaerellaceae. The coding region runs from base 1 to 480 and encodes 159 amino acids. The record is from RefSeq and is a predicted model, not a curated record. The transcript has 2 exons.
AUGCAUCUUUCAACAUCGCUCGUGCUAGUCUUGGCCGGCUCCGCUCUGGCAGCGCCAAUUCAGAAUGUGGAGGCUCGCUCGUAUGAGGCUCUCGGGGCAUACUACCCCAUCCCUGAGAUUCAGAUGAAGCGAAACGCCGAGCUCAAACGUGCUGCCGAGCCUCAACGCGGCGGGAUCAUGGAGUACAUCAAGCGUGACCCGGAGGCUCAGCGCGGCGGGAUCAUGGACUACAUCAAGCGUGACCCGGAGGCUCAGCGCGGCGGGAUCAUGGACUACAUCAAGCGUGACCCGGAGGCUCAGCGCGGCGGGAUCAUGGACUACAUCAAGCGUGACCCGGAGGCUCAGCGUGGCGGGAUCAUGGACUACAUCAAGCGUGAUCCGGAGGCUCAGCGCGGCGGGAUCAUGGACUACAUCAAGCGUGAUCCGGAGGCUCAGCGCGGCGGGAUCAUGAACUACAUCAAGCGCGAUCCGGAGACUUGA